Molecule: messenger RNA, 1725 nt
Organism: Penicillium mononematosum
Lineage: Eukaryota; Fungi; Ascomycota; Eurotiomycetes; Eurotiales; Aspergillaceae
Product: FAD binding domain protein
Exons: 4
Coding region: 1-1725 (574 amino acids)
Source: RefSeq, a predicted model, not a curated record
AUGUCCUCACCUCAAGAAUUACCCGACGACCAUGAAAUCCGCGACGUAAUAAUUAUCGGCGCGGGACCAUGCGGCCUCGCCGUCGCCGCACGCCUAAGCGAAGAAACACCAUCAGCAGUCUUCACAGACGAAGAGCACCAGCGCUACCACUGGAUCAAGAAGCACAGCGGACGGAUGAGUCUAGUCCAAGCACGACAUAGCAAGAUCAACGGUGUGCGAGCCGCAAAAUGGGACAGUGAACGCGGAUGUCCUUGUCAAGAUGACCGGCAACGGCGCACCUCGACUGACUCUGCAUCUUCUGUGCCGUCGCUAUCGUCCGCGUCAUCAACAUCGUCGACAUCAUCUAUCUCAACACUUGUCCUCGACGGCUCUGGCGAUAAAUGGAUGCAGCGGUGGGACAAUGCGUUCCGCACGCUGGAGAUUAAACAGCUCCGCAGCCCGAUGUUCUUCCAUGUUGAUCCUGGGGAUCGGGAUGGUAUGCUGGCUUAUACGCAGGAGAGUGGGCGGGAUGCAGAUCUCUGGGAGAUUUCCGGGUGUGUUGGGAAGGAGAUGAGCAAACAUAAGAAGAAGAAGAGGAGACAGGGUGGGAAAACUCAGACAAUCGGAGGUGAGAUUGACGAACGAGAUCGGAAAGAUUACUUCUCGCCUUCCACAGAGCUCUUUUCGGAUUAUUGCUCGUCGAUUAUCCAGCGGUAUGGGCUGGAUGAGCCUGGCCAGAUCUUGCAGCGCGAGGCCACGGAUAUCUCAUAUAAUUACCUCUCCGAUAGCUCGGAUUCGAAGAUGUUCACUAUCACUACAACCACGGGAGAGAAGUUUUACAGCCGGUCUGUUGUGCUGGCCAUCGGUCCUGGCGGAGCAGGUGUAUCGAAGAUUUAUCCGUGGAAACCUUCGACAGAACAAGAGGGUGCUGCAGCAUGUUGCCACAGCACGGAGAUCAAAUCAUUCCCUAGUCCCAAUGUACAGAAGAAAAUCCAGCGGCGGAAGGAGACCAAUGUUGUCGUUGUCGGAGGUGGGCUGUCGUCAGCACAGAUUGUCGACAUGGCAGUUCGCAAGGGCGUGACGAAAGUGUGGUUCUUGAUGCGCUCUGGCCUAAAGGUCAAACACUUCGAUAUUAGUCUGCCCUGGAUGGGCAAGUACAAGAACUGGGAGAAAGCAGCCUUCUGGUCCGCCGACACCGACGAAGAGCGCCUGGAGAUGCUCCAAACCGCCCGCAACGGUGGCAGCAUUACACCACGCUACACAAAGAUCGUAAAGCAGCACGCAGCUCAAAACCGCGCCUCAAUCCACCCUUGCACAGAGAUAAAGACUCACGACUAUAACCCAGCCACCCAGACCUGGACCCUAACAACCGACCCACCAAUCCCCGACCUCCCUGCAAUAGACUACAUCUAUUUCGCAACCGGAGUGCGGGCGGACGUGCGCGAGAUGCCGCUGCUCCGUACAAUGAACGACCAAUACCCGAUCGAGGUAAAGGCAGGCCUCCCGUGUCUAACGAACGAUCUGUCGUGGCGGGAUGACGUACCGUUAUUCAUGACGGGCCGCAUGGCAUCUCUCCGGCUUGGGCCCGGGGCACCAAAUCUUGAGGGCGCGAGGGUGGGCGCGGAACGUGUUGCGUGGGGUAUGGAGGAGGUUCUGCAUAAGGGGCGGGAGGUUGGUGGGCAGUGUGAGGGCUUUUGUGGGCUUGGGAAUCGGUAUGCUUCACUGCUUGGGGAGUGUGAUGAAUGA